Messenger RNA from Ictalurus punctatus (channel catfish), 2326 nucleotides. RefSeq names its product growth differentiation factor 9 (gene gdf9). The record is from RefSeq and is a predicted model, not a curated record. Bases 326 to 1630 code for a protein of 434 amino acids. Gene Ontology annotation, biological process: BMP signaling pathway; SMAD protein signal transduction. NCBI's taxonomy places the organism in Eukaryota, Metazoa, Chordata, Actinopteri, Siluriformes, Ictaluridae. Gene Ontology annotation, cellular component: extracellular region. The transcript has 2 exons. Gene Ontology annotation, molecular function: growth factor activity; cytokine activity.
UAAUCACACGUGACAUGUAUUUUGAGUAAGGGUUUGUUGGUAGACAAUAAGUAGGAAACAAUUAUGCACAUCUACAGUUUUAUUUCUGUGGUAAUGCAAAAAGUGAAACAGGCUAUCAGUAAGGUUAAUUAAUUGACGAAGUCUGAGAUGCAUUUUAAUUGAAGUGUGUGUGUUUUGCCGGAACUCUCUCUCCCUCUCAUGUCCAUGUGCUGAAGAAACGUCAUCCACGCGCACCCGGUUUGAGAUGAUUGCAUACACCUGAGCGGUAAAGUGCGACCGGAAGUGUGCGUGACCCUGGGAGAAUUCCGCAAGAGCAGGUCAAAGAAUGUGUUCAAGUUUGAUGCAUUUAUUGAUCAUGGUUAAAGAGAGCUGCGCAGUUUUUUACCUGAACGCGCUGGUGCUCGUGCUGAUGGGCGCCGCAGUGUCGGGACUCUCAGGCCGCGGUGCUGGAGGUCAACCCGCCGAGCAGUUAGUGCAUCACGGCAACAUUUUAAGCCCGUUACUGAAAGCCUUAUCAGAGCACGAGCCGUGGGGAACUGAUUUCCCGAGAACUAGACCGGAUUCGAGAUACGUACGGUUCAUGAAAAGGCUUUACAAGCUGUCUACGAAACACGAGAGGAGCCACGAGGCGUCCCACCUGUACAACACGGUGCGCCUGAUCACAGCACGGCAGGAGUGUCUGGACCAGUGUGGAGAAUUGUUCAUGCAGGACAUUUCCUACAGUCUGAACCGUGUACGAGCCCAGGAACAGCUGCUCAAAUCGGUUCUGCUCUACUCCUUGGACCACAACCACGCUGCCUCGCUCACCUCUCAUUGCUACCUGUACAUGAAGGAACAGACGCCUUCAGAUGAGCACAUGUGCCUCAGCUCUCCCAGCUCACAGCACUCCGUGUCACUUAUCAGUUUCUAUUUCCUAGUCAACAGAGCCGGACACCACAAGUGGGUGGAGGUGGAUGUGACCCCCUUCCUCCACCCUCUCAUCCAGGGCCACAAAAAGGACAUCCACCUACACAUCAACCUCACCUGCCUGGACGAUGAACCAGGGCGUCACACUUCCAGAAGCCUCGUGGAGCUCACGCACAUGGCUCCGUCUCUUUUGCUGUAUCUCAACGACACCAGCGAGGUGGCCUAUCAGAGAGGCUCCACACACACCAGGUUUGGAGAAAUCUGGUCGAACCAUUGGGGCGAGAAUACACAGAGCCAAUAUUACGGAUCUGGUAUUCAGAGGCUGAAGUGGAGAGAUCGAAGGAGUGCUCCAAACACAACCCAGUCGAGCACUGAAAGCGGACCACUGCCCACAAUCGAACACCCAACAGACGACUGCGACCUCUAUGACUUCCGCGUGAGCUUCUCCCAGCUCAGACUAGAUCACUGGAUAAUAGCACCCUCCAAGUACAACCCCAGGUACUGUAAAGGCAUCUGUCCUCGUGUUGUGGGCCACAUCUAUGGCUCACCAGUACACACAAUGGUACAGAAUAUUAUUUAUGAGAAGCUGGACUCCUCCAUGCCCAGACCUUCUUGUGUUCCAUCUGUAUACGACCCUCUGAGUGUUUUGACCAUUGAAAACGACGGCUCUAUUGCAUAUAAGGAAUAUGAAGAAAUGAUUGCUACAAAGUGUACCUGCCGUUAAUGGUUUUCUGCAUUAUUUUUCACAUUUGCCAUACUCGAUCAGGACUAAUUGCUGAUAACCUCACUAUUUCGCGCAUAGUGCCCAUUUUAUUCACCUUUACAGUUUAAGAUGCCAUUGAAUGAAUUCUGCUUAUUCUGUAAUUGUUGUUGAUAUUUUCUCAUUUCUAUUCAGAAGUAAUUUCUAUGUAUAAAAGAAUGUAACCGAGCAUAUGAUUGGAUUUUUUUUGUUUGUUUGUUUUGUUUUGAUAAUAAUGACUGAAGUAAUUUUGUUAACUUAUUAUUAUUUUUUUUUUUGGUGGGUGUGUCUCAGUUCUUCAUGUAUAAUGCAAAUGCAAAAGUUUUAAGAUUAAUCUAAUUCUGGACAAAUUAUGAAAAGUGUGGCCCUGUUGUCUUAUUGGAACACUUUAACAUAUGUUUUUAAUACCUGGGGAUUGCAGACAGUUGUCUUACGGGCAACUUCUCUCUUCAUGAUGUCCAGAAAAUAAGAAGUAAUUUAUGCUUUAUGCUUUAAAGCGGAGUAUGUCAUGCAUCUAUUUAUGUAAUUUAUAUCUGUGUAUGUUAGUCUGACUGGCUCUGAUAUCACAUGAAGUAUGCGAUGGAAAAACAUUUUGAUAUAUUAGAGGAAAUCAAACUGGAAAUAAAAAUAAAGUGAGCACCCUGGAGAUAAAGUGUAUUGUUGUGGAAGGGAUUUUGUAAA